AUGUUCUCUGCCACCUUUCCUAAGCGCGCGCGCGAUCUGGCCCGCAACUACAUGGCCGUUGAUCACUACCGUAUUCGCGUCGGUCGUGCUGGUUCGGCCCACAAGAACAUCAAGCAGAUUGUCGUUUACACGGAUCAGAACAUGAAGAAGCAAGCCGUUUACGACUUGCUCUACGCCAUGGAGCCUGGUCGUACGCUCAUCUUCUGCAACUCCAAGCCGACCGUCGACAUUAUUGACGACUUUUUGUUCAACCGUGGCCUCCCAGUCACAUCGAUCCAUGGAGAUCGUCACCAGAAGGAGCGUGAGGAUGCUAUCCGCGCGUUCCGUACUGGGUUGUGUCCCAUCAUGAUCGCGACCGGCGUCUCCUCCCGCGGUCUCGACAUCGCGAACAUCAAGCACGUAAUCAACUACGACUUGCCUAGCGCCCAGUAUGGAGGUAUCCAGGAGUACAUCCACCGCAUCGGUCGCACUGGCCGCAUUGGCCAUCAGGGUCUUGCGACGUCCUUCUACAACGAUCGUAACGAGGAGCUCGGCCAAGAUCUUGUCAACGUCUUGGUUGAGUGUGAGCAAGAAGUGCCGGAGUUCCUCUCUCACCUUGCCCCUGAGGACGGUGUUCUCAAUUUUGACGAUGAUUCUGGCGAUGAGGCGGAGGGCGAGGGUGCUGGUGAGACUGGCGAUGCUAUCAACGAGAGUGGUGAUGGUGAGGAAGGCUUUGCUGUGACUGCGGGUGGUGCUUGGGGUGCUGCUGCAGGCGAGAAUAAUGCUGGUGGCUUCACUGCUGAUGGCGAUGGUGGUGUUGAGGCACCUGCUGGCUGGUAA
Messenger RNA from Recurvomyces mirabilis, 819 nucleotides. RefSeq lists its product as uncharacterized. The transcript is spliced from 2 exons. NCBI's taxonomy places the organism in Eukaryota, Fungi, Ascomycota, Dothideomycetes, Mycosphaerellales, Teratosphaeriaceae. Gene Ontology annotation, molecular function: RNA binding; RNA helicase activity. The record is from RefSeq and is a predicted model, not a curated record. Bases 1 to 819 code for a protein of 272 amino acids. Gene Ontology annotation, cellular component: nucleus.